Portunus trituberculatus (swimming crab) is the source of this 2219-nucleotide messenger RNA. RefSeq lists its product as uncharacterized. Bases 11 to 709 code for a protein of 232 amino acids. The record is from RefSeq and is a predicted model, not a curated record. The transcript has 6 exons. NCBI's taxonomy places the organism in Eukaryota, Metazoa, Arthropoda, Malacostraca, Decapoda, Portunidae.
CAGCCUCGCCAUGACCUGCCGUGUGGUGGCUCCGCUGAUCCUGAUGGUGAUGGUGGUGGUGGUGGUGAUGGUGGUGCACGGUGCAGAGAUGGGUGUGUAUCAGGGAUCAGGACUCCCAGAGGACAGCGUUUCUAUGAGCCUCAGCAGCACCAACCUCUGUGGUUGCCGCGUAAGGUGCUCUGUGAUGCCAUCCUGCACGGCUGUCACGGCGACCCCUAAUGAAGGAGGGUUCUCCUGCGGUCUCUCUACCGGUACCAGUCCAAAAUCGAAGCUAACAGUAUCCACCUCAUCCACCACCUUCAUCAAGGCCUCGCAGCUUAGUGGAUUAAGCAACCUCGAGUACUUUCUAUCAGCGGAAAAAAACAAUGAUGGUAGUUUCGUUAGCUUUUAUUGUGGCAAAGAAAGCGGCUUCCCUGCCUCUCUCAGCACCUUCGACAGCCUCACGGCCCUCAAGAUAGCAGACCAGAUGGACGGUAUCACAGACAUCAACGACGUGGGCAUAUGGGUGGAAGUUUCUUCAGAGAAUACCUUCUACAACACACAAAGUGUCGACAGCGCCAGAAGUGGAAUCACCCUGGACACAACUGAGAUGGGGACUUGCUAUCGGUUGAAGCAGAACAAUGUGUUAGCCACCGCCAACUGCGCUUUUAUGGGAGGAACAGUCGCCUAUGCCUGCGCUAAGUUCACCACGUCCAUGUCUGGAAAGUGAUGUGGAGUGCUGAGGAAUGCUGAGGAGGCCUGUGGUGUGCUUUGGUAUGCUGUGAAGUGAUGUGGUGUGGUGUGGUGUGCUGUGAUGAAAUGUGGUGUGAUGUGGUGUGCUGUGAAAUGAUGUGGUGUGGUGUGGUGUGCUGUGAAGUGAUGUGGUGUGGUGUGGUGUAUUGUUGUGUGAUGUGGUGUGAUGUGGUGUGUUGUUAGUGAUGUUCUAUAGAGUGCUGUACUGUGUAAUGUGCUGUGCUGAGUAUAUCAUAGGAAGCUGUGGAGUAGUGUGUGUGUGUGUGUGUGUGUGUGUGUGUGUGUGUGUGUGUGUGUGUGUGUGUGUGUGUGUGUGUGUGUGUGUGUGUGUGUGUGUGUGUGUCUUUAAGUAUUGUCAUCACAUAUGAGUGCACGCUUGCUACACAUUCUACAGUCAGUACUCAACGUUCACACUCUAAAUCUUUACCGUGUGUGUGUGUGUGUGUGUGUGUGUGUGUGUGUGUGUGUGUGUGUGUGUGUGUGUGUGUGUUUGAACGAGGAACGUGUGAGGGGAUCUGAGCCUCCAUCCGUUGUCUUUCUCAUCUUCCUUGAGUGUUUCCUACAAUUGCCUGAAUCUCCACUUGCAUUCCUUAUAUCACCUGAUUGUGUUCUCACGCCAGCCGAAUAUUGUGUGGAGUGACUAAACCCUCACCAACCCGUGUUCUAUUCCACUCGUAUUCAGAAACGACUUCUCUUCUCACUACGACAAUUUUCCAAGACCAUAGAUAACCUGGUUUUCAAGACACUUUCUCCUUUUAGUAAACUAAAAAUCUUGCAAAUAUAUCACCAGAACCAUGAAAAUAUUCCUAAAAACACGAGUAUCUCUAAAUGGAGCCUUUGGAAACAAGAGAUGGUGAGGGAACAAAGCGUUUCAGUAUACUAGCCUGUGUUCUAGACUUGAAAGGAAAAGCCCUGAUUCUAGUGUGAUUUUCAGCUUUUUUGCUAUAAGAAUAUAAGGAAAUAUCGUAAAAUAUAAGUACUGAGAGUCACAGCACAGAUACGUUAGCUUAGGGAUAGACUGAGAGAGGUGAAGUGGCGAUAGUUGAAGAUCAUAUGAGAGACGGAAGCUGGAAAUGGACGUAACCAGAGGAGAGAUAGAGGAAGAUCUGAGUGAAGGUUCAAGGAUGGAAUGAAAGAUGUCCUUGUGACGGGUGUAAAUUAGAGAGGCGAGGCUGCGAUGGUUGAAGAUCAUACGAAAGACGGAAGCUGGCAAUGGAUUAAGCUAAAGGAAAGAGGGAAGAAGUUAUGAGGGAAAGUUUAAGGAUGGUAUGAAAGAAGGUGAUGGGUGUCAGUGAAGGACUAGAAGACUGAACGUGUUUGGAGGAGAUUCAUCCACUGUGGUGAACCUUGACUGUGGUAGCAAGAAGAGGAUGAAGAAGAAGAAGAGAAGAAGAAGAAGAAGAAGAAGAAGAAGAAGAAGAAGAAGAAGAAGAAGAAGAAGAAGAAGAAGAAGAAGAAGAAGAAGAAAGAAGAAGAAGAAGAAGAAG